Molecule: messenger RNA, 2457 nt
Organism: Fraxinus pennsylvanica
Lineage: Eukaryota; Viridiplantae; Streptophyta; Magnoliopsida; Lamiales; Oleaceae
Source: the annotation of a GenBank genome assembly
AUGUUGAAAGUCCUCACCUCCACACACCGGUUCCAGGCAGCUACGUCGUUUGGGUCACAACUCCGACCUGGGCCCACCUCCGAGGACGCCUCUCCAAUUCUUCGGCUCCUGAACUCCCUCGGAGGAACAAAUAGAAAAAGCCCGUAUUUUUACCGCCGAUUCUUCUGCUCCAACUCCUCUGAUGGGUCAAACCCGGCGGAAACUGGUUCCAAGGUCAGAGAGGUUGAUGGCGAAGUGGCCGAAUCUAAGUCUUCAUCAGCUAUUGUCCCCACUGUAUUUAGACCUGAAGAUUAUUUAACGGUUAUAGCAUUACCCCUGCCACACAGACCAUUAUUUCCUGGAUUUUACAUGCCUAUUUAUGUGAAGGAUCCAAAAUUGUUAGAAGCUUUAGUAGAGAGUAGAAAACGGCAAGCCCCUUAUGCUGGUGCUUUCCUACUUAAAGAUGAGGCAGUAACUGAGGGUAAAGAUGAGAAAAAUAUAUACGAUCUCAAAGGAAAAGAGUUAUUUAAUCGCCUUCAUGAAGUUGGUACGCUAGCUCAGAUUACAAGCAUCCAAGGAGAUCAGGUGGUUCUUAUUGGUCACAGGCGACUUCGAAUAUCUGAGAUGGUCAGUGAGGAUCCUCUUACGGUCAAGGUCGAUCAUCUCAAGGAAAAGCCUCAUGAUAAGGAUGACGAUGUUCUUAAGGCAACGUCAUUUGAAGUUAUAUCAACUCUUAGAGAUGUUUUGAAAAUUAGUUCGCUUUGGCGGGAUCAUGUACAAACUUAUACUCAGCAUAUAGGUGAUUUUAAUUAUCCAAGAUUAGCAGAUUUUGGAGCUGCUAUAUCAGGUGCAAACAAAUCACUGUGCCAGCAAGUUCUCGAAGAACUAGAUGUUCAUCAACGACUAAAACUUACUCUGGAGUUAGUGAAGAAGGAGAUGGAGAUUAGUAAGAUCCAGGAAUCAAUAGCAAAGGCGAUUGAAGAAAAGAUAAGUGGAGAGCAGCGACGAUACUUGUUGAAUGAGCAACUCAAGGCCAUAAAGAAGGAAUUGGGAUUAGAGACUGAUGACAAAACCGCUCUUUCUGCAAAGUUCAGGGAAAGGCUUGACCCAAAGAAGGAGAAAAUCCCACCUCAUGUUUUGCAAGUCAUAGAAGAAGAAUUGACAAAAUUGCAAUUAUUGGAAGCUAGUUCAAGUGAAUUUAAUGUGACUCGUAAUUAUCUUGAUUGGUUGACUGCACUGCCUUGGGGUGAAUACAGUGACGAGAACUUUGAUGUAAUACGAGCACAAAAUAUUCUCGAUGUAGACCAUUACGGAUUAACUGAUGUCAAGGAAAGGAUACUGGAGUUUAUAGCUGUGGGGAAACUGAGAGGAACGUCACAAGAUAAGAUAUUCACUUUUAUGCUUAUCCCUGACAUUGAAUGUGUUGAGGUGACAGAUGCAGCCCUUCUUGCUUUGAUUGAAAAUUACUGCAGAGAAGCUGGGGUUCGGAAUCUUCAAAAACAAAUAGAGAAGAUAUACCGAAAGAUUGCUCUACAACUUGUGCGAGGAGAAGCACAUGUUGAACCUAUGAUUGCUGGGGUUCAGGUUCAACCUGAUGAGGUGAAGGCAGAAUCUGAUCGCGUGCCCAAUGAAACCAUGGUUGAAGGAGUAGGAGCUGAAUCAGUUGAUGGCAGCAUCAAUGGAAAGGAUUCUGAAACUGCUGCGGAAGCUGAAAUAGUGGAGGUGGAUUCCCCAGCCGAUCAAAUUUCAUCCAUUAAUCAAUCCAGUGCUCUGGAGGACUCUUCUGAAGCUGAAAAGAUUCAGGAAAUUAAAGCAACCAGCACAGAAAAAAGGGUCUUGGUUGAUACGUCUAAUCUUGUCGAUUUUGUUGGCAAGCCUGUUUUCCAUGCCGAGCGCAUAUAUGAUCAAACACCAGUCGGAGUUGUAAUGGGUCUUGCUUGGACUGCAAUGGGUGGCUCUACGCUCUAUGUAGAGACCUCUAACAUUGAGCAAGGAGAAGGCAAGGGGGGGCUUAAUCUUACAGGACAACUCGGAGACGUAAUGAAGGAAAGCGCACAGAUUGCUCACACCGUUGCCCGAGCCAUAUUGCUCGAGAAGGAUCCAGACAACCCCUUCUUUACCAAUUCAAAGCUUCAUCUUCAUGUUCCUGCAGGUGCCACCCCAAAGGACGGUCCAAGUGCUGGUUGCACUAUGAUAACGUCCUUGCUGUCUCUUGCCAUGAAUAAGCCUGUUAGGAAGGACCUUGCAAUGACUGGAGAAGUCACACUAACUAGAAAAAUUCUUCCAAUUGGCGGGGUCAAGGAAAAGACUAUCGCUGCAAGGCGGAGUGAUGUGAAGACCAUCAUAUUUCCUUCAGCUAACCGGAGAGAUUUUGAUGAGCUAGCACCGAAUGUGAAGGAAGGCCUCGAGGUACAUUUUGUAGAUGAUUACAGUCAAAUAUUUGAUUUGGCUUUUAACUAUAGCCAGGACACGGAAUAA